CCUCAACCAAGACAUCAUAGAGUGAUCUACUGAGUUAAGAGUUUCAAUUCUACUACUUAUUAUAGUUAAAUAUCAGAUAUGGCCAAGUACUUGAAUGUUGUGCUUGUUCUUGCUCUAGUAGUGGUUCAAGCUACUGCAAGGAAUGUGCCUAGCGAUGCUGCUGGUCUCAAUGACCAAAAGAACCUCCUCACAUACGGUGGCAUUGGCGGCUACUCUGGCAUGGGUUCAAAUGGCAUGCCAAUGGGUGGAGUUGGGAGUGUUGGUGGUAUGACUGGCCUUGGUGGUACAGGUGGGAUGGGCGCCAUGGUAGGUGUUGGGUAUGGAGGUGGGCCUGGCGCUGGUAGUGGAAAUGAAGGUGGUGUUGGCAUUGACAAUGCGCCUGGUGUCGUCCACUUUCCUUGAACUUUGCUGGAUGGUUAAAAUUUUAAAGCAGCUAGUUUAACUUAUGUUAAAGAGUAAUAUUAUAGUUGCUCUAGAGUGUGAAAUGUUGUCCUGUGUUAUGGGUUGUGUUAGGUCCAUCUUUAUUUUUUUUUAUGUCUUGUUUUCUUUGGUUUUGUAAUCCGUCAUCGUUGUGGUUUUGUAGCCGACUUAAGGUAAAUAAAUUGAUUUGGACAA
Messenger RNA from Gossypium raimondii (Peruvian cotton), 615 nucleotides. RefSeq names its product glycine-rich protein 23. The record is from RefSeq and is a predicted model, not a curated record. The coding region runs from base 79 to 402 and encodes 107 amino acids. Lineage: Eukaryota; Viridiplantae; Streptophyta; Magnoliopsida; Malvales; Malvaceae. The transcript has a single exon.